AUGUCCACCAAAAAUUUGUGGAUUGCUGCAGGAGACGGUGACCUCAAUCGCGUCAGACAUCUCAUUGAACAAGAAUCCCUUUCUCCAAAUGCGCCCGAUGAAUUCACGUAUACCCCCAUGCAUGCUGCGGCCUCAUACGGUCAUCUCCAUGUUUUAGAGUAUUUAAUCUCAAAAGGUGGCGACGUGAAUGUAGAAGACAAUGACAACGACACUCCCAUUUACACCGUCGAAAACGUUGAGACUGCACGUUUCCUCGUGGACCAUGGGGCUAUCCUAGAACGCCGCAAUUCGGAGGGUUUAUCCCCGAUAGAACAUUUACAAGAAGAAUUCAGCGAAGUUGCCAAUUAUCUUCGCUCCCUUGUCUCUCCUUCAUCCGAUCCACUUCCAAUCGUUCAUCAGCCCUCACAACGCGAGCAGGAUGUUGUGUCAGAAGAGCUUACUUCUGCUCUCAUGGCCUCUGUCGCAGAGAUUAUGAGAAAGGCAGAGGAAGAGGGCCGUGAUCCAGACGAUGAAUUACGACGUUUAGUGGGGGAAACGGUGUUAGAAAGUGUUUCGACAGGCUAUGAUAUGUCUGAGACGGUGGAGGAGGACCGACGGGACAGAGUAGACGAAACUCCAACAAAAAAGGCAAAAAUGGAUGAUGUUUGA
Mycena indigotica is the source of this 648-nucleotide messenger RNA. RefSeq names its product Ankyrin. The record is from RefSeq and is a predicted model, not a curated record. The transcript is spliced from 6 exons. Gene Ontology annotation, molecular function: protein binding. The coding region runs from base 1 to 648 and encodes 215 amino acids. Lineage: Eukaryota; Fungi; Basidiomycota; Agaricomycetes; Agaricales; Mycenaceae.